UCACCUAUAAAACACAAAAUCAAUCAAUUAAAACACAAAUAUAAUUAUAUCUAAACAAAAGAUAAACAUAUCGAGUGUUGCUUACGACAUUUUAUGGGAGCCAAUAAAAAAGAUUGGGUAAAACUCCUUGACGUGGCUCAGUUUUCAUAUAACUUGCAGCGGAGUGGUCGUGGGACGGAGUCCGUUCCAGCUUGCAACGGGGCAACAACCACUUACGCCACACACUUUGGUUACGACAACCGAUGGGAGGAGUCCCGGGGCAUUGAAGAUGGCUAAGUCAUGGGAGGAGAAAGCCGACUUAGCCCGAGCGUGUCUUGAGAAAGCUAGGCGGCGUAUGAAGAAACGGGUGGACGAAAAACGAGGACUAAGGGAAUUCGACGUUGGAGAACAAGCCAUGGUGAAACUCUUGCCCCAACAGUUCAAGGCAUUUCUGAGUAUGCACAAUGGCCAUGUGUGGAAGUAUGAAGGGCCAUUCCCGAUGAUCGCCAAAGUCGGUAAAGUAUCUUAUUGCCUAGAACUUCCAAGUUCUUUGAAAAUUCACCCGGUCUUCCAUGUGAGAAUGUUCAAACCUCAUUGCGAAGACAAGGAAGACUCAAGCCAAGGAGGGUCACUCCGAGCAUUACCCAUCAUGACCAAGUCAUUUGAAGAGGAGAUCGAAGAAGUGCUCGAUAAGCAAGUGAAGCGACGUAGGGGUGUUCCACCAAGGACCCAAUACCUCAUCAAAUGGAAAGGAGUACCCGAGUCCGAGUCAACGUGAGAGACUAAGGAAGAUUUGUGGCAAUUUCAGGAUCAUUUCCACUUGUUCGAGGCAACGAGGACGUCGUCGGGUUAGGCGGGGGAGGAUGUUACGUCCGGUCAGUUUUGGCACAACCCUUUUCCAGUUUCUCUUGGAUUAGGGAGGUUAAAGAGUCCAAGACUUAGCUCAAAUAGUAAAUUAGGCCCAAGUUUGCCCAAAAUGUAGAUAUACUUUGUAGAGAUUCUUAGAGGACUCUAGAAAGUUUUCUAAAACCCUCCAUUUGUAGAUAUUUUGUAGGAAUUCAUUGGAAUGUUCUAGUGAACAACUCCUAGCCAUUAGAUCAGACAGAUCUCCCCUAGUAUAAAUAGGAGUGGGGACUUCAUUUGCAAGCAUCCAAGAAAUCCAAGCAUUUGUCAACACUCAAGCAAUAGAUGUGUUUUCUUUCAAAGCUCUCUUCUCUUAAGUUCUUUACUCGUUAUGUUGGGGAUCUACAUGCAUACGCAACGAAAGUUUAAAUUUUUUCUAUCAUGCGAUUUCUAUGAACAAUAAAUUCAUCAAUUAGGCAUAAUCUAUUAGCAUACUUUUGAUCAUGUAUUUAAAUAAUAUCAAAUAAAACAUAGAAUGCGAAUCAUAGACAUGUAAUCAAACAAUUAUGAUUAAUCUAAUUAAUUAACGAGAUUCAAUUACAUACCCGUUGAAUGUAAGCUCCUCGGAACGCUGUCUCUGUGGUCAUACCGAAGUCCUAAGUUGAGCUAUUCCACGCCAAUCUUCUUCGCCGGAAUCGAAUUUCAUCUCGAAGAAUGCCAAUCUUUUUCCCCGGAAUCGGAUUUCACCUUGAAGAGAUUAAUCCACCAAUAGCUUGCACUAGAAAACUAUUGGACAGAUAGGUCAAAGACAUGUUUGGCAUAAAAUCAUGGUUUCUGUCAAAAAUAGUUUGGACGAAGAAGAAAAAGAGAAGAAGAAAAAGAUUUCUUACUUCAUUAUUUUGUAGAAUUGUGGUCUUUGUCAUUUUCUCUACCCAACACUUCUAUUUAUAAGGAUUUAUUAAUCUUAGUUCAAGUUUAAUUUUAAUCACCAAUUAAAAUCAAAUACCUCAAUACUUAUCUAAAAAUGAGAGACCCAUCUAAUUAAGAAUCUUUUUAAAACUCUUUGUUAGAUUCAUAAUAUCUCUCAAAUGGUAACUCCGAAAAUUGUAACAAUUAUUUUUUCGUGAUAUCAUGUUUUUCUCCUCAAUUCAAGUAACAUAUUGCUUAUUUUAUAUUUCUAUUUUCGGAAACCUCUAUUUAAGUGGUACUAGACACGGCCACGGGGCGGUCCGGGUCCGGGUCCUACUUUUUCGGGACCCAAAACCGACCCAUGUGGAGACGGAUCCACUCGGGUACUUCCAGGUUCGGGCCAAGUACGGGUCGGGUCCGGGUCC
Molecule: messenger RNA, 2156 nt
Organism: Erythranthe guttata (spotted monkey flower)
Lineage: Eukaryota; Viridiplantae; Streptophyta; Magnoliopsida; Lamiales; Phrymaceae
Source: RefSeq, a predicted model, not a curated record